AUGCGUCUAAACUGCUUGUUGAUUUUGGUAUUAACUGUCCAAAUAUCUCUUUCGAUAUUAUCUCACAGAAUAAGACUUGGAGAAAAAAUUAAACCACCUCCUAAUUAUGAAAAGAAUUCAUUUACGGAAUUUCUUGACCAUUUUUCUUUUGGUCCUUCGCACAAAUUCAAUAUUACCUACUUACUCUCCACAGAGAAAUGGAAACCUGGCGGGCCAAUAUUGUUUUACACUGGGAAUGAAGGGUCAAUUGAGCACUUUGCCGGAAAUACGGGGUUCAUGUUUGAAUUGGCCGAAAAAUUGACCGGUGCUGUGAUAUUCGCUGAGCACCGCUAUUAUGGCACGUCUCUACCCUUUGGCAAUCAAUCAUUCACUGAUCGGAAACACUUUGGUUACCUGAUCGCUGAACAAGCACUGGCUGACUAUGCGAAACUUCUCACCGAUUUCAAGUGUGCAAAUCGCAAAUUUGCAAAUUCUCCAGUAAUAUCUUUCGGCGGUUCUUAUGGUGGCAUGUUGACUGCUUGGUUUAGGCAAUCUUUUCCGAAUGUUGUUGCUGGUGGUUUAGCGGCUUCAGCACCAGUUUGGCUGUUUCCUGGAAUGAGUGACUGUCGGGGGUUUUUUCAAGUUACAACUAGGGCUUAUCAACAAGGUGGUGGUUUACAAUGCACAUCAGAAAUUCGCCAAAUCUGGUCUCUAAUUGAUGAAAUUGUAAAGAAGCCGAAUGGAUUGAGUGAUCUCUCAAGGGCGUUCAAGACAUGCAAACCGUUUCCAAAUGGGGAUUUCGUUUUAGAUUUUGUGGAAGACUAUUUAGUCACUCUUGCUAUGGCAAACUAUCCCUACAGCACAUCCUUUCUUGGAGAACUUCCAGCGUGGCCUGUGAAGGUAUAUCUCAUAACUUCUCAUUCCUUAGAGUUUUGUAAGGCUAUGGUCAAUUGUCCAACUCAAGGAAAACUUUCACCGCAGGUUGAAAAGUUUGCUUGCGCCUUCUUUUCUCUUUAUAAUUACAAACAGGAAGACACGUGUCUUUCUUUUGACUCUGGUUCCGAGAAUCUGGACUCUAGGGGCUGGGAAUUGCAGACAUGUAUGGAAAUGACCAAUCCAAUAUGCUCUGAUGGGAAAAUCGACAUGUUCAGACCAAGAGGAUGGGACCCGAUCGAAUUCUCAAAUAGUUGUCAAGACAGAUUUGGAAUUCGACCUCGAAUGAAUUGGGCUGGAUUGCAAUGGUGGGCCAAGGACAUUACCACUGAUACCAGGCUUAUAUUUAGUAAUGGUGACUUAGAUCCUUGGUCAGCAUUUGGAGUUUUGAAUGAGACAUCUGCUCCUGGUGCCACAAUAAUCCGCAUUGGACGUGGAGCUCAUCAUCUAGAUUUGCGUGGAAGUCAUCCGAACGACACCGUAGAGGUACGAACCGCUCGAAGCCUUAUCCUCGAAAAAAUAUCCAACUGGAUUGAUGAAUGGCAUCGCGAAUCACAUCCUCUCUAUUGUCUCGAAUUUUAA
Messenger RNA from Rodentolepis nana, 1494 nucleotides. The record is from the annotation of a GenBank genome assembly. NCBI's taxonomy places the organism in Eukaryota, Metazoa, Platyhelminthes, Cestoda, Cyclophyllidea, Hymenolepididae.